Ectocarpus siliculosus is the source of this 3102-nucleotide messenger RNA. NCBI's taxonomy places the organism in Eukaryota, Phaeophyceae, Ectocarpales, Ectocarpaceae. The record is from the annotation of a GenBank genome assembly.
AUGGUGGACAAGAAACCGGAGAAAAAGCAGGAAUGCGUUCAAGUGGUUGUGCGAUGUCGGCCCUUCAGCACGAAAGAGAAGAACGAGAACCGUGGCGGCAUCAUAGGAAUGGAGACUGCGCUGUUCCAGAUUUCCAUCAGGAAUCCCUCCAAGGCAGAUCACCCGCCGAAAAACUUUACCUUCGACGCGGUGUAUGACGAGACCACCCAGCAGAAGGCCUUUUACGAAGAGUCGUGUUACGAUCUUGUGGAAGGAGUUAUGGAGGGCUAUAAUGGCACCAUCUUUGCCUACGGCCAGACUGGAUGCGGAAAGACGCACACGAUGCAGGGCUACAAUAAUCCACCGGAGCUGCGAGGGGUCAUUCCCCACUCUUUUGACCACAUCUUCGAGAACAUCAAGGGUAGCGUCAACACCGCCUUCCUUAUCCGCUGCUGCUACUUAGAGAUCUACAACGAAGAGGUGCGGGAUCUUCUCGCGGUAAGCGGCGCCGGAGAGAAAAGGGACAAGCUAGAGCUCAAGGAAGAUCCCAACAAGGGCGUCUACGUCAAGGGCCUAACUCAGGCAGUCGUGAGCAGCCAGGAGGGCAUCAACUGCCUCAUGGACCAGGGGCAGAAGAUGCGCACGGUGGGCGCGACGGCGAUGAACGAAACCUCUUCGCGGUCACACUCGAUCUUUACCAUCGUCGUGGAGAUCAACGACGUAGACGAGGCUGGCAAGGACCACAUCCGAGUGGGGAAGCUUAACCUGGUGGACCUUGCGGGGUCUGAGCGCGCGAGCAAGACCGGGGCCUCAGGGAACCGCUUGAAGGAAGGGUGCAAGAUCAACCUCUCGCUUUCCGCCCUCGGGAACGUGAUCUCGGCGCUGGUGGACGGCAACGGGAAGCACAUUCCGUACAGAGAUUCGAAGCUCACGAGGCUGCUGCAGGACAGCCUGGGCGGCAACACCAAGACCCUCAUGGUGGCCGCCAUCUCUCCGGCUGACUACAACUACGAGGAAACGCUGUCCACCUUAAGAUACGCCAACCGGGCAAAGAACAUCAAGAACAAGCCCAAAAUCAACGAAGAUCCCAAGGAUGCCAUGCUGCGACAAUACAAGGAGGAAAUCGAGGCGUUAAAGCAGCAACUAGCGGCUUCCCUUGGAGCGGCAGAUUCCUCGAGCAGCGGCGGCGGCGGCGACCAAAGAAUGCCCCCCUCGCCCUCGUCAGGAGGGGCAACCGCAGAGGCAGCACCUUCUGCAGCGGACCCGCGCGCACCCUCACGCGAACCUCCACCGACGUCUUCAUCUCCUUCUGCGGCUGCGGCAGAGGCAAGAAUCGAGCACAACCCUCAACAGCACGAUAUCGAAGAAGAGGGUGGCAACGACGGCGACGGUACGGCGGAACCCGCCGCGAUAGCCGCGACAACCGCGACAGCACCAACGGUGGCCGCGGGUCCGGAGCGAGAAGACCGCACUGCUACCGGAGGCGUCGCGAGCGAACUUUCGGUGGUGGCUGCGGCAGCGACCGGCGGCGGGGAAGGGGUAGAAAGGGGGCAAGCGGGCGGGGAAGAAGAAGCCCGCGAUGAACUAGAGUCGGGAGAGACCAAGGUGGCGAGUAUCUCACAGGUCCCCCCUGAUGUGGUCGUCCAAGAAAAGAUCGUCGAGAGGGUGGUCGUCGAGGAAAAGGUGGUUGUGCAGGAGGUUGAGGUCGAGGUGGAAUCGCAGAAGAUGGCGGAACACAGGCAAGCUUUGGAGAACUACAGCAGAGCGGUGGAGGAGCAGCGCAAUCGCCUAGGGCAGGAGCUCGAGACAUCUGUUAUCCGGGCGGAUGUGGAAAAGCAGGCCAGGGAGGAGAUGGCACGGAAGCUCGAUGCCCUGCAGACCAAGGUGAUUGGCUUGUCCUCAUCCUCCAGCCAGGAUCGCCGCCGUGCCAGGAGAGCCUCGGUAGCGACGAGGACAACAAGCAGCCGAGGCGGUGGCGAUGAAAAGGGGGGCAGCGGCAACGGCGCAGAUUCCUUCGGAUCUCCGACGGAGGCGGAGACCGAAGACCCUGAAGUCAUCAUCGCUCGCAGAAAUGCGGAGCAUCGACGAAUGCAGGCCAAGCUCAGGCAAAAACGUAGGAAAGAAACUCGGCUGGAGCUGGAGCGGGUGCGAGCCCUGGAGGAGAAAGCGGAGGUCGAGAAGGAAAUGGCCGACGUCGUGGGACAGGCGGAGGAGAAAGAGCGUAGGCUGAACAAGUCACGCAAGAAGCUGGAGAGAAAGCUGGUGGAGGCCCGCGAGGAGAUCGAAGACCUCGCGAUGGAGCAUGAGACGGAGAGGGAGGAGCUCCUCGACUCCAUUCGGAACCAGAACAGGGAGCUGCAGCUAUGGGAACAGGUAGCCCGGCAAAUCCUGUCGUCCAAAGAGAUAGCCCGCAUUUGGGAGAGGGGGGAGUACAAUGAGGAUGACCAGACCUGGAUACUGCCGCACAUCAAGCCUCGAGGGAGCUACGUCGGAGACCCUUGCAAGCUCCCACUCUUGGCCCCACCGGGCGCCUUACAUGGCGACGGAGGUGGAGGGUUCGAUGGAGACACAAACAGUCCGGCCAGCGGCCGGAUGAGUAGCGCAAAGAAAGAUAGGAGGAGGGGUGGGGGGAGAAGUGAGGCCGGCGAUACCAGGGCAAGCAUAAGCGGAGGAGGUCAACUGGAGGGCAGCGGGAGCAGGGGUAGGAUCGGGAGCCGGGCAUCAGUGUCGGGUAAGGGUGGGGGAGGGGGCGAGCGAGGCGGCAGCGGUAUCCGAAGGGCGAGCAUCACCGGUCGCGGGGCCAACGAGGACCGACCCCCGCGAAGGGCGGGGGGGGAGGAAGCUGCCCCGAAGGAAGGGGGCGGUGGCGUCUUCAACGAAGCCGACAGACCUUGGGAGUCGUUUGCCGGGAGGGAAAGUGGCGCGCCGAGAAGCAAAGCUGGCGCGAGUCCCGCGUCCGCCAUUCUUUGGGAUAGUGGUGAUUCGCCGGCGGACGACCACUACAGAGGGUUGACGCCCCCGAUCAGUCCGUCACCGGUACAGACUCAGUUCGAAGAUUAUUCUGACAUCCAGAUUGUUGCAUUCGGCACCAUGUUUUUUUUGGCACAUUCGCCGUUCCCGUGA